Molecule: messenger RNA, 3917 nt
Organism: Amaranthus tricolor (Joseph's coat)
Lineage: Eukaryota; Viridiplantae; Streptophyta; Magnoliopsida; Caryophyllales; Amaranthaceae
Product: TPR repeat-containing thioredoxin TTL1-like
Exons: 7
Coding region: 471-2513 (680 amino acids)
Cellular component (GO): cytoplasm
Molecular function (GO): protein binding
Source: RefSeq, a predicted model, not a curated record
UGAAUUUGUGAAAUGGAGUCUCGUGAAGCAGCAGGUGAAGGUAAAGGCGUAAAGGUGUGAAUGAGAGAGAGAGAGAGAGAGAGAGAGAGAGAGAGAGAGAGAGAGAGAGCCAAAUAAAUGCUCUCCUUCUUCUCCUUCUCUUUCCCGGUUUCCCUUCUCCUUCUGUCAAUCUUUCUUUCUCUUUCUACUCUGCUCCACAUAACUCAAGAACCCACCCCUCAAAUCCAAAUCUAAAUCCCAUUUUUUACUUGCUUAGUUUAAUAACCCUCACAUUCUUUGCUUUCUCCUUUUCCUUCACGAGAUCCCCAUCUUUUUCUUCCCUCUUUACCUUCCAUUCUUGUUCAUGUCUUCGUCUUAUACUUUUAUCUCUUUCUUCCAUUGCUUCUCUCUUUUCUCUUCACUUACAUUGUUUUAGGUUAUACCCAUUUUUUUGUUAUUUCCUUUCAUUUUUCUCACUUAAAACACAAAAAAUGGCGAAUACUGGAAAACCCAUUUCGGAGUUAGGUAUAGAAACCCUUUCAGAUCGACUCAAAGAUUCUUCUAUUAAUAACAAACCCGAUUUCCGGGAACUAGAUCUGGGUUCACCCGUUUCUCCUUUAAGAACCCGUACCAGUGUACCCAAUCCGACUUCACUUACUACUACCACUACUACUAGCAGUUCUUCUGGCUCUUCCGGUUCAUUUCCCGGUCGGAAUGUCGUUAAUCCGGUUCCCAAAAGUCAUUCCGGUGAGCUUAUCGGUUCAACCGAGACUACCCCACGUAUUCGUCCGGGUCAUAAACGGUCAGAUUCGUGCGGGUCAACUGGGUCACUCCCGCUUAUUUACUCUGGUGGUGGUGGAUCCUCGGUGAAUUCACCUCCUUUGAAUGCGCUUCCCACUGGAAAUAUCUGUCCAUCGGGUCGGACCUUAAAACCGGGUAUGGUAGCUGCCCGUCCAGUAACCCGUACUGAUGUAUUAGGAUCAGGAACAGGGAAUUACGGUCAUGGGAGUAUAAUGCGGUCAGGAAAUAUAGCCCCACGGUCAGGGGAAAUGCUAGUCGGACCUUCACAUGGUUGUGGAGAUCCGAUUAAGAAAGCAAUGGCAAGUUCGGAUCCGGAAGAGAUAAAGCGAAUUGGGAAUGAGCAGUACAAAAAAGGUCAUUUUUCUGAGGCAUUAAGUUUGUAUGACCGUGCUGUUGAGCUUUCUCCGUGCAAUGCUGCUUACCGUAGUAACCGGGCUGCUGCAUUGACGGGUUUGGGUAAGAUCGCCGAGGCGGUUCGAGAUUGUGAGGAUGCUGUUAAGUUAGAUCCUUUCUACGGAAGGGCUCAUAUGAGAUUAGGGUCUUUGCUAAUUAGGUUAGGACAGGUGGAGGCUGCUAGAAGGCACUUAUUCCAUGCUGGGCAGCAGCCUGAGCCAACAGAACUUCUCAAGUUACAAACAGUGGAGAAGCAUCUAAGUAGAUGUACUGAUGCUCGGAGAAUUGGAGAUUGGAAAAGCACAUUGCGGGAAGGAGAUGCAGCAAUUGCCGCUGGAGCAGAUUAUUCCCCUCAGAUUUUCUCUUGUAGGGUUGAAUCCCUUUUGAAGAUGCAGCAACUUGAUGACAUAGAUAAUGUCCUAUCACACAUACCAAAAGUUGAACCAUCUCCAAACUGCUGUUCACAGAGUAAGUUUUUUGGGAUGCUUUCUGAGGCUUACCUCUUUUAUGUUCGGGCCCAGAUCGAGAUGGCAUUUGGAAGGUUUGAGAAUGCAGUUUCGUGUGCUGAGAAAGCCGGGAAGAUCGAUCCUAGGAGUGUUGAAGUCGUUAAAUUGCUCAACAAUGUAAGGCUAGUGGCAAGAGCUCGUGCACGUGGAAAUGACCUCUUUAAGUCAGAAAGAUUUACAGAAGCAUGUUCAGCUUAUGGAGAAGGCUUAAAGCUUGACCCAUUCAGCUCGGUUCUUUACUGUAACAGAGCAGCCUGCUGGUUUAAACUUGGGAAUUGGGAGAAGUCUAUUGAAGAUUGUAAUGUUGCUCUUCGUAUUCACUCUAAUUAUACCAAGGCACUUCUUCGAAGGGCUGCCUCAAACAGCAAGCUUGAACAAUGGGCUGAGGCGGUUAGAGAUUAUGAAAUUCUAAGGAAAGAACUUCCACAUGACAAUGAAGUUGCCGAGUCUUUAUUCCAUGCUCAAGUUGCUUUAAUGAAAGCACGUGGUGAAGAUGUAUACAACAUGAAGUUUGGUGGUGAUGUAGAGAAAAUUAUCUGCCUGGAUCAAUUUAGAGCUACGAUAUCUUCACCAGGUGUCACAGUGGUUCAUUUUGAAAUUCCCUCAAACCCACAAUGCAAGCGCGUUUCUUCUUCCUUGGAUAUGCUGUGUGGUCGAUACCCUUCAAUCAAUUUCCUCAAGGUGAAUGUUGAGGAGAACACCGAGGUUGCAAAUGCUGAGAAUGUGAGGAUUGUACCGACAUUCAAGAUUUACAAGAAUGGUAGUCGGGUGAAGGAGAUUGUAAACCCAACAAGUGAUGUGUUGGAAGCUUCGGUGAGACACUAUAGUUUUUGAUACGUGAGUCUACUAUUAUCUUUAGUUGCCCUCAUUUUUUCCUGAAGUUUUCUUGUUACAAACCUGCAAACCCAAUCCAAUGCACCUAAUUACCCACUGAAUGGUGGUACUCUUACUUACAACUUCAAUCUUUUUUCCCAUCCAACAUCAGAGGAUUACUGUUUGUUCACCCGUGACAUAAAAAACUUGAGCCGCACAAUAAUCCCAUUUUAGGAGCCAAGGGUUUAGACCAGAGGAAACCAGGGGGAGAUAACUUAGAUCCUCAUCCCCGUCUUUUGCAUUUUAUCAAAAUUUAUUAAUUCAUUAUCCACCCUUUUUCUCUUCAUAUAAUUUCAAUGAGAACUACUUUUUAUUUUUCAUUUUCACUUGGCCAGCAUAAUUGUUGUAAAACUCCCACCCUUGCCGAUAAUCUGUUGAUUUGCAUAAAGGAAUAGCGAAGCAGGAUGUGUGUAUACUUUGGUUAGGUUUGAUGGAGAAAAGAAGAGACGGAGUAGAGGUGGUUGGCUGGCUGCUGAUAGGAAAGAGGGAUUUGUACAUGUAUAUAUGUUCAUGAUAUAUACAAAAAUACACCGAUUACAAUUGGAGGUCGAGGUCGAGGUUGAGGCUGUGGUGGAGUUCAGAUAUGUCUGGUGGGUAAGUGAAAAGGAGGAAGGAUGAAUAUGUUAAAUUGAAUGUUUUAUUUUUUUUUUCUUUUUAGAUAAUUUGUUGUUACUUUUGUUCAACUUCCAUUAUUUCAUCAAUAAAAAAACUCCCUAUCAAUUUCCCCCUUGAAAACACCCUGAUUGAUUGAUGAUGCUGUUGAUGAUGAUGAUUUUAUUGAUUUAUAAUUCUGUAGUAGUGUAAGUUCUGUGCCCUCAUUGAAUCUUGAUGUUUGACUAACAGUACCAUAAUAUUAUUAGUAUUAUCUUAUACUAGACUGGUGUACCAAGUAGUUGUACAGAAAGAUGAUUUUUUUGAUGGGGUUUCAGAAUUUGUCUUUUGGUGGGUAGUUUCAUUGAGAGUAAUAAUGAGUACUAGAAUGUGUUAAUUGAAGACUGUAUAGUGUAUACGGUAUAGUAGAAGUACUUGUUUGUAUUUCUACGAUUAAAAUUAUUAAGCAAAUUGAUGGGUGGUUGAGCUCAUUCAUUGCUAGAGUACUAUCUUAUGUUACCAUACACAUUAGACGGUGCUCCGUCUGGUUCGGUCCCCAUUUCCAUCUCCUUCCUCAUUCUCAUUGAGGGCAUGUUUAGAUUUUUCUUAUUAUGGAGGUAAUACAUUUGAAGAAGAUAAAAUGAGCAUGAAAUAAAAAUAAUGAAGGAAAAAAAAGAUGAUUUUUCUUAUUAUGGAGGUAAUACAUUCUCUUAUUCUCCCCUAGGAUAAAUAUUUACUUUACAAAAUUGAAAGCUUUUUUCAUUUUGCAUUACU